Bombus huntii is the source of this 388-nucleotide messenger RNA. Its product is annotated as small integral membrane protein 8. NCBI's taxonomy places the organism in Eukaryota, Metazoa, Arthropoda, Insecta, Hymenoptera, Apidae. The record is from RefSeq and is a predicted model, not a curated record. The transcript is spliced from 2 exons. The coding region runs from base 48 to 308 and encodes 86 amino acids.
AGAAUUAAAACUGAUAUUUGUUAAGUUUUAUGACAUAAUAAUUAAUAAUGGAUAAGAAAAAUCAUAAAGCAGAGCCUGGAGAUGGCUUACGCUCCUUGAAGAGUACAAUGUUAUUUCGUGCAAUUAAUUACGAAUUAUAUGUUAAGCCGAAUAAAGUGGUAAUGAUUUUUGGAGCUAUUGCAAUGUUUAGUUGUAUAGGAUAUAUGGCUUAUAUGCGACAUAAUUCUGAUAAUACAAAUCAUUAUCCUGCAGUUACAUCUGAUGGGUCAAUUAAUUUAAAAAAAAAAACAUCAAAGUGGACAAUGUAAUUUGCUACAUUUUAUAUGAAUUAAUAACAAUUAUAUGUUUAAGAAUUUACAUUAAAUAAAAUACACAAUUAUUAUUUAUA